CCCCGUGCCAAGAUGGUGGUUCUCUCUAAGGAAUACAGCUACGUGGCUCUCACUGGUGCCGCAAGUUUUGUCUUGAUAACGUACCUCGCAGUAAAUGUGGGGAAAGCACGCAAGAAAUACCACGUGGAGUACCCAGAUAUGUACAGCACGGACCCUGAGCACGGGCGCCUCUUCAACUGCAUCCAGAGGGCACACCAGAACACGCUGGAGGUGUAUCCCUGCUUCCUGUUCUUUCUCGGUGUAGGUGGAAUCUACCACCCGCGUGUCACUGCAGGCCUCGGCGCAGCAUGGAUCCUCGGAAGACUCCUCUAUGCCCACGGCUAUUACACGGGGGAUCCCAGGAAGCGCAGCCGCGGCAUCCUCGGCUCCAUCGCCAUGCUCGGCCUGGUGGGAGUCACCACCUUCUCGGCGUUUCAGCAGCUGGGCUGCAUCCACUGAUUAGGCAGCGCUCCUUUCGGGGAUCCCUCGGAAAUCUCUGGGUUUUUUCCAAGGCUGCUGUUUUUACCUUCACUUGAGAAAAUAAAACGAACCGUCGCCGA
Molecule: messenger RNA, 539 nt
Organism: Varanus komodoensis (Komodo dragon)
Lineage: Eukaryota; Metazoa; Chordata; Lepidosauria; Squamata; Varanidae
Gene: MGST3
Product: microsomal glutathione S-transferase 3
Exons: 6
Coding region: 13-438 (141 amino acids)
Cellular component (GO): nuclear envelope; endoplasmic reticulum; membrane
Molecular function (GO): glutathione transferase activity; glutathione peroxidase activity
Source: RefSeq, a predicted model, not a curated record